ACUCAAUUACCCCCUUUUCUCACUCUCUCCAGAAGCUCCAGAUGGCGUCUUCUGUGGGCAACGUGGCCGACAGCACAGAACCAACGAAACGUAUGCUUUCCUUCCAAGGGUUAGCUGAGUUGGCACAUCGAGAAUAUCAGGCAGGAGAUUUUGAGGCAGCUGAGAGACACUGCAUGCAGCUGUGGAGACAAGAGCCAGACAAUACUGGAGUACUUUUAUUACUUUCAUCUCUACACUUCCAGUGUCAAAGGCUGGACAGAUCUGCCCACUUUAGUACUCUGGCAAAUAAACAGAACCCUCUUCUGGCAGAAGCCUAUUCGAAUUUGGGGAAUGUGUACAAGGAAAGAGGGCAGUUGCAGGAAGCGAUUGAGCAUUACCGGCAUGCAUUGCAUCUCAAACCAGAUUUCAUCGAUGGUUAUAUUAACCUGGCAGCCGCUUUGGUAGCAGCAGGCGACAUGGAAGGGGCAGUACAAGCUUACGUCUCUGCUCUUCAGUGCAAUCCUGAUUUGUACUGUGUUCGCAGUGACCUGGGGAACCUGCUCAAAGCCCUGGGUCGCUUGGAAGGAGCCAAGGCAUGUUAUUUGAAAGCAAUGGAGACGCAACCGAACUUUGCAGUAGCUUGGAGUAAUCUUGGCUGUGUUUUCAAUGCACAAGGGAAGAUUUGGCUUGCAAUUCAUCACUUUGAAAAGGCUGUCACCCUUGACCCCAACUUUCUGGAUCCUUAUAUCAAUAUAGGAAAUGUCUUGAAAGAGGCACGGAUUUUUGACAGAGCUGUGGCAGCUUACCUUUGUGCCCUAAGCUUGAGCCCAAAUCAUGCAGUGGUACGUGCCAACCUGGCUUGUGUAUACUAUGAGCAAGGCCUGAUAGAUCUGGCAAUAGACACCUACAGGCGAGCUAUUGAAUUGCAACCACAUUUCCCUGAUGCUUACUGCAACCUAGCCAACGCUCUGGAAGAGAAGGGCAGUGUUGCCGAAGCAGAAGAGUGUUAUAAUACAGCUCUGCGGCUGUGUCCCACCCAUGCAGACUCUCUGAAUAACCUAGCCAAUAUCAAAGGAGACCAGGGAAACUUUGAAGAGGCAGUUCGCUUGUAUUGUAAAGCAUUAGAAGUCUUCCCAGAGUUUGCUGUUGCCCAUUCAAAUUUAGCAAGUGUAUUGCAGCAGCAGGGAAAACUGCAGGAAGCUCUGAUGCAUUAUAAGGAGGCUGUUCGAAUCAGUCCUACCUUUGCUGAUGACUACUGUAACAUGGGAGACACCCUAAAGGAGAUGCAGGAUGUUCAGGGAGGCUUGCAGUGUUAUACUCGUGCCAUUCAGAUUAACCCUGCACUUGCGGAUGCCCACAGCAAUCUGGCUUCCAUUCACAAGUAUUCAGGGAAUAUUCCAGAAGCAAUUGCUUCUUAUCGCACUGCUCUGAAGCUUGAACCUGAUUUUCCUGACGCUUAUUGUGAUUUGGCUCAUUGCCUGCAGAUUGUCUGUGAUUGGACAGACUAUGAUGAGCGAAUGAAGAAGUUGGUCAGCAUUGUGGCUGACCAGCUGGAGAAGAAUAGGUUGCCUUCUGUGCAGCCUCAUCAUAGUAUGCUCUAUCCUCUUUCUCAUGGCUUCAGGAAGGUUCUCAUGGCUGAGAGCCAUGGGAACCUCUGCUUGGAUGAGAUCAGUGCCCUUCAUAAACCACCGUACGAACAUCCAAAAGACUUGAAACUCAGUGAUGGUCGACUGCGUGUAGGAUACGUGAGAGUGGCUACUGUAAUCAUUGACGACGGAACAAACCUCAUUAAAGAAACUUCCUUGACUUCAGCUCAACGUGUUGAACUAUCAGCGCCUGGACCUCGCUGGCUUCCUGAGCGCUUAGUCAAGCAAAUAGAUGGCUCGCCACAGCUCACAACUAGUUCAGAAGAUGAAGAAACUCUGCAUCUCUCCCGAAAAUUUGACAGUGUUGAUUCAGAAGAAGAAAAAGAAGAGGAGAGCACUUGCCAGGACGACUCAAAGGAGUGA
Molecule: messenger RNA, 1988 nt
Organism: Orcinus orca (killer whale)
Lineage: Eukaryota; Metazoa; Chordata; Mammalia; Artiodactyla; Delphinidae
Product: UDP-N-acetylglucosamine--peptide N-acetylglucosaminyltransferase 110 kDa subunit-like
Exons: 3
Coding region: 42-1988 (648 amino acids)
Biological process (GO): protein O-linked glycosylation
Molecular function (GO): protein N-acetylglucosaminyltransferase activity; protein binding
Source: RefSeq, a predicted model, not a curated record